Messenger RNA from Salvelinus namaycush (lake trout), 12068 nucleotides. RefSeq names its product piezo-type mechanosensitive ion channel component 2-like. The transcript has 47 exons. NCBI's taxonomy places the organism in Eukaryota, Metazoa, Chordata, Actinopteri, Salmoniformes, Salmonidae. Gene Ontology annotation, biological process: regulation of membrane potential; cellular response to mechanical stimulus; detection of mechanical stimulus. Gene Ontology annotation, molecular function: mechanosensitive monoatomic ion channel activity; monoatomic cation channel activity. Gene Ontology annotation, cellular component: plasma membrane. The record is from RefSeq and is a predicted model, not a curated record.
AUGGCGUCCGAGGUGGUCUGCGGGCUGGUCUUCAGAUUGCUUCUUCCGAUAUGUUUAGCAACAGCUUGUUUGUUCCGGUACAAUGGGCUAUCAUUCCUCUACCUCAUCUACCUCCUCCUUAUUCCCCUUUUCUCUGAGCCCACCAGCACAACCAUGCAGGGCCACACGGGGCGCCUGCUCAUGUCCCUGUGCUUCAGCAGUCUCAGCUUCCUGCUCUUCCACAUCAUCUACCAGAUCACUGUCAACAGUCUACUGGCCGGGAACAACAUAGACCCCGCCUUCAACUGUUCCACGUGGGAGAGAUCCAUACGACAGAUCGGCUUUGAGAGUGUGAUAGGUGCAGAUGCAGGGAACGGUAUUCGUGUGUUCCUCCCUGACGUAGGGAUGUUUUUCACUGGUCUGGCCUGCUGGCUGCUGUGUCACAGUCUGGUCCAAAAGAGACCACCAGAGGACAUGGUUUACGACUUCGAACCGGAGGAAGGGGCUGGGUACGAGGCCGGAGAAGAGGAGGAUGAAGAAAUGGAGGAGGAGGAGGAAGAUGAGGAGGAGGAAGAGAAGGAGGAAGAAGAGGAGGAAGAGGAGAGCACCAAGAUGAAGAUUCUGGGUCGCGUCGCUGCUGUGGCGUCCAAAGUGAAGGAGAUCAUUGGGAAUCUGAUCACCACCGCAGGGAAAGUGGUGGUCACCAUACUACUAGGACUAACAGGUAUAAUUCUGCCCUCCCUGACGUCGGCGGUCUAUUUCUCCAUGUUCCUGUUCCUGUGUACGUGGUGGUCGUUCUGUCGCACCUUCGACACCCUCAUCUUCAGCUGUAUGUGUGUCCUCAUGGCCAUAUUCAGCGCUGGACACCUGGUCAUCCUUUACCUCUACCAGUUCCAGUUCUUCCACGAGUUCAUCCCUCCGGAGGACAGCUACAUCAGUCUGUUCGGCAUCUCAUCCAUCAUCCAGACUGACUGUUCCUCUACAUGGAGGAUGAUAGUUAACCCUAAGCUGGCCUGGCACCACUUUGUUAACCCCCUUAUGCUGCUGCUGCUGUACUACACCCUGGCCACUCUCAUACGUCUCUGGCUCCAGGAACCUAUUCUGUUUGAGAUCUCAUCCAUCAUCGUACACCUCUGGCUUCAGGAACCUAUAGAGGGGUCGGUUGCAAAGUCCAACGAGACGUCUUUUGACUACAUCUCCACCCUAGACUCAGUGGAAAAUGGACCGGUCCGCCAGGACCUGUACUCCACCCCACAGUAUGAAAUGGACCAAAUCAAGGAGGAGGAGGAGGAGGAGGAGCAGGAGCAGGAACAGGACGAGGAGGAGGAGGUGGAGGAGGAGGAGGAGGAGGAGAAGGAGGGCCAAGUGAAUGCUGUUGUAACAGUGUUCAGGUUCAUUAUGAAGCAGAGCUAUAUCUGUGCUCUCAUAGCCAUGAUGGCGUGGAGCAUCACGUAUGUUAGCUGGCUGACGUUUGUGUUCCUGAUGUGGUCGUGUAUGUUGUGGAUGGUGAGAGAUCGUCGUCGUUACACCAUGCUCACCUCUCCCUUCAUGGUGCUCUAUGGGAACCUGCUCAUUGUGCUGCAGUACAUCUGGAGCUUUGAGCUGCUGGAGCCCGUACCUGGACUCUUCAUCAAGAUGGACGUGCCCUUUAGGCAACUGGGCUCCAAGAUUCUAUGCCUGUUGAGCUUUUGGCUGUUGCUGAUACAGACUCUGACAGAGAGACAGGAGGAACAGAGAGAGGAGGCUGCUGUACUCACUGACGUACAUGUGGAUAACCAACUCAAGAAGAAGAAGGACUGUGUUAACCAGCUGAGCUAAAGGGUCAGAACUUUACAUCCUGUUGUCUACACUGCUCAGUAUCUCCUGUCUGUUACCUUGUUUAUAGAGGAAGAGGAGGAUGAGGAAGGAGGGGAGCAGGACAUCAUGCAGGUUCUGGGGAACAUGGUGAUGGAGAUGCUGGUGAAAUACUGGAUCUACAUCUGUGGAGGAAUGUUCUUCUUCGUCAGCUUCGAGGGACGCAUGGUCAUGUACAAGAUCAUCUAUAUGAUGCUCUUCCUCUUCUGUGUGGCGCUCUAUCAGGUGCACUAUGAGUAUUGGAGGAGGAUCCUGAAAUACUUCUGGAUGUCUGUGGUGGUCUACACUAUGCUGGUCCUCAUCCUGGUCUACACCUUCCAGUUUGAGACCUCCCUACCCUUCUGGUCUAACAUGCCUGACUACCCAUGGCGGUUCCCUAACUCUGCAAUGGACUCCAACAUCAUCAAGUGGCUGUAUUUACCUGACUUCCACACCAACCCCAACCCAAUCUUUCUUGUCUAUGACUUCAUGCUCCUUCUCUGCGCCUCACUCCAGAAGAGUAUAUUUGAAGAGGAGAACAAGGCAGCCGUCCGUCUCAUGGCCGGAGACAACGUGGAGAUCUGUAGAGACCUCGACGCCGCCUCCUUCAGCGUUCACAACCCUGUCCCCGACUUUAUACAUUCCAGGUCCUACCUGGACAUGCUGAAGGUCAUCACGUUCAGCUACCUGUUCUGGUUCGUCCUCACCAUCAUCUUCAUCACCGGCACCACGCGUAUCAGCCUCUUCUGUUUGGGCUAUAUAGUGGGAUGUUUCUACUUCCUGCUGUUCGGCAGGGAGCUGCUGCUCAAGCCAAUCAAAAACAUCAUCCACUACUGGGACUUCCUGAUCGCCUAUAACGUGUUUGUGAUCACCAUGAAGAACAUCCUGUCUAUCCUGGCCUGUGGCUACAUCAACGUCCUGGUGGUCAACAACUGUUGGCUGAUCCAGCUUCUCAGUCUGGCCUGCACCAUCAAGGAGUAUAAGGUCAUCACCAACAUAGACUUCACACCUGCGGACGGUGGUAAGAAGUGUGAUCUGCCCAGCGACGAGGCUGGGAUCAUCUGGGACAGUAUCUGUUUCGCCUUCCUGCUGUUGCAGAGACGUGUCUUCAUGAGUUACUACUUCCUACAUGUGGUGGCUGACAUCAGGGCCUCACAGAUACUGGCCUCCAGAGGGGCUGAAUUGUUCCAGGCCACUAUAGUGAAGGCAGUCAGAGCCAAACUGGAGGAAGAGGAGCAGUCUAUGGAACAGCUGAAGAGACAGAUGGACCGUAUAAAGCAGCGGCAGGAGAAGUUUAAGCGAGGGAAUAAAAUGUUGAGCCAAGAGUCAGGAGACAGAGAGAACCCCAUCCAUCCACAGGAGUCAGGAGACAGAGAGAACCCCAUCCAUCCACAGGAGUCAGGAGACAGAGAGAACCCCAUCCAUCCACAGGAGUCAGGAGACAGAGAGAACCCCAUCCAUCCACAGGAGUCAGGAGACAGAGAGAACCCCAUCCAUCCACAGGAGUCAGGAGACAGAGAGAACCCCAUCCAUCCACAGGAGUCAGGAGACAGAGAGAACCCCAUCCAUCCACAGGAGUCAGGAGACAGAGAGAACCCCAUCCAUCCACAGGAGUCAGGAGACAGAGAGAACCCCAUCCAUCCACAGGAGUCAGGAGACAGAGAGAACCCCAUCCAUCCACAGGAGUCAGGAGACAGAGAGAACCCCAUCCAUCCACAGGAGUCAGGAGACAGAGAGAACCCCAUCCAUCCACAGGAGCAGAAGGGUGAGGGCGAGGAUGAGGAUGAUGACGGAGCAGAGCGAGAGAGAGAGACAGAACAAAAACAACAAUCUAAGACUAAAAAAAACCAGUGGUGGCGGCCUUGGGUUGACCACGCCUCCAUGGUGAGAAGUGGAGAUUAUUACUUAUUUGAAACCGACAGUGAAGAAGAGGAGGAAGAGAUGGAGAGAAGAGAGAGCCUACAGCCUCCCAAGAAGUCAGCGUUUCAGUUUGUCUACCAUGUCUGGAUAACAAACUCCAAGACGGCCAUGAAGAAACGAAGCAAAGAGAAGCACAAGUUCUGGAAGAGGUACACCAAGAGAGACAAACACAAAAAGGACAAGAUGGAUGGUGAGUGAGAGACAGAGGAGGAUCAGACGGGAGGAGAGGAGGAGAAGUCUGAUGGACCAGACAACGUCUUGAAGCGAGUGUUCAACAUCAUCAAGUUCUCCUGGGUGUUGUUCCAGACGGCGGUGGAGAGCUUCACCAAGUGGAUGAACAACGUGUGUAGAGAACACAUAGACAUCUCCACCGUGCUGCGUAUUGAGAGAUGUAUGCUCACUAGAGAGGUCAAAAAGGGUAAUGUCCCGUCCAGAGACAGUAUCCACGUGUACUACCAGAAGCAGAUUCGUAUGUACAUGUCGCAGGGCUCCAGUCUGGACCGGCUCAUUGACGAGGACAGUGUGUCGUGGUCUCACAGGGUCCGUAGAAGGAGAGGUAGCUAUCAUAUGGAGAGCCAGGACUCCAUUGUAUCUAUGGCCUCCAGGGAUAGUUUAUCCAGUGCCUACACUGAGGCCACCAUGCUGUUCUCCCGCCAAGACACGCUGGACGAGCUGGACGGAAUGCCGUCAGACGUUCCUAUUCCCAAAACCAGCGAGCGUGUCCGGCCCACACUCUGUAAGAUUUACGGCCUAGACGCCUCCAAGUCGACUGACAGCAGCAGCAGCCAAGUGUCCAGCGAGGCGACUCAGUGCAUCACUCUCUACUCACGGCAAGGCACCAAUGACACCAUCGAGGAGGUGGAGGACGAACAGGACCAGGGGGAGGACAGGCAGAACGAACUCUUGGGACCCUCACAACCGGAGGCAGAGAGGUCCCAGGACUGUACCACUGACAGUGACGAUGGGGGUGUCCGGCAAGAGUACCGGAACACAGAGGAGCGAGACCGGGCGGGUCAGCUGGACACUUCGGACACUGACGUGCCUUCCAGCUACAACAAGUCGGUGAGCUUCGACCGGCUGGAGGUGAGUGAGGAUGACAGCGACAGGGACGAUAAGAGGAUGAUGGCGAUGACCCCAGACACCAGCCGGUCUAACUAUCUGGACGACCCCUUGCUGCCCUCGCUGACCACUGAGCUGACCGCCAGCGAACUGCUGCUUAACAAGAUGUUCCAUGAUGAGGAGUUAAAGCGGUCGGAGCGGUUCUAUGUGGACCAGCCCCUGGCGCUCCAGCUGGUCUAUGCCCUGUAUAACAUGCUGAUGACCCACUCUGAGAUGGUGUGUUACCUAGUCAUCAUCCUCAACAACAUGCUGUCAGCCUCCUGUAUCACCCUGGUCCUCCCCAUCCUCAUCUUCCUCUGGGCCAUGCUGUCGGUACCUAGACCCAGUAAGAGGUUCUGGAUGACCGCCAUCGUUUAUACCGAGGUCGCCAUCGUCAUCAAGUAUUUCUUCCAGUUUGGCUUCUUUCCCUUCAACCAGAACCCGAAGGUGAACGGGAAUAAACCCUACCACCCUCCCAACAUCAUCGGAGUGGAGAAGAAAGACGGAUACGUCGUCUACGACCUCAUACAGCUUCUGGCUCUCUUCUUCCACAGGUCCAUCCUGAAGUGUCAUGGUCUCUGGGACGAAGACGACCGUAAGGACACCAAGAAGGAGAUCCUUCGCCAGGACACCGAGUCGAAGGAAGACGAGAAGGAGAGGGACGCCACUCCCGUGCCGUCCAACCCCCGCGAGAGGAAGGGGUCGAUACAGACCCUCAGGUCUAUGAAUCUGGGCGUGGGCACCUCCGUGGACUCUGUACACGUCCCCGUGCACUACCUCCAGCAACAGCAGCAGACCUACCAGAGAAGGAAGAGCUCCAGUGCAGGGUCUCAUAUCUCCCACCAGUCAGUCCACUCUGUACGCUCCAAGAGAGGUAGCACCAACUCCAGGAACAGUAGCCGUAGAGAUUGGAGUGAGGUGUCAGUGCAGCAGAAGACCAAGAAACAGCUGAUCAUGGAGAAACUCAAAGAACAGAUGAUAAAAGCCAAGACCUUCACUAUCAAGAGGAUCAUGAAGGUGUACCUGCCCAUCCGUCAGUUCUUCUACAACCUGGUCCAUCCAGAGUACAGCGCUUUGACAGACGUCUAUGUCCUCAUGUUCCUGGCCGACACCGUCGACUUCAUCAUCAUCGUCUUCGGUUUUUCUGCUUUUGGGAAACACUCAACGGGAGCCGACUUCACGUCGUCUCUGUCGGAGGACCAGGUUCCCGGAGCCUUCCUGGUGAUGGUUCUGAUCCAGUUUGGGACCAUGGUGGUGGACCGGGCCCUGUACCUCAAGAAGACAGUGCUGGGGAAGGUCAUCUUCCAGGUGGUCCUGGUGUUCGGGAUUCACUUCUGGAUGUUCUUCAUCCUCCCCGGACUCUCUGAUAGGCGUUUCAAUGAGAACACAGUAGCCAAGCUGUGGUACUUUAUCAAGUGUAUCUACUUUGGGCUGUCAGCCUAUCAGAUCCGCUGUGGCUACCCCACCAGGGUCCUGGGUAACUGCCUCACCAAGAGCUACAACUACACCAACCUCUUCCUGUUUCAAGGGUUCCGUCUGAUCCCGUUCCUGUCUGAGUUGCGUGCGGUGAUGGACUGGGUCUGGACCGACACCUCUCUGUCUUUAUCCUCUUGGAUCUGUAUGGAAGACAUCUACGCUCACAUCUUCGUCCUCAAGUGCUGGAGGGAGUCAGAGAGGAGAUACCCCCAGCCGCGGGGCCAAGCGAAGAAGCCGGUGGUGAAGUAUGGGAUGGGAGGGAUGAUCGUCAUGCUUCUGAUCUGUAUCAUCUGGUUCCCUCUACUCUUCAUGUCUCUGAUCAAGUCUGUGGUGGGGGUGGUCAACAGACCACUGGACGUCUCCUUCUCCAUCACCCUGGCCGGGUUCCAGCCGAUCUUCACUAUGAGUGCUCAGCAGAACCAGCUCAGAGAAGUCUCCAAACAUGACAUCCAUGGCACCUUCAUGAGGUCAUACCAGUCCUAUCCUGAAGCGAUGCAGUGGCUGGAGUACUACAUGCCAGAGGACCUGACCAUAGCUGAGUUGGAGGGCAGCUCUAACAGUCUGUGGACCAUCAGUCCUCCCAGUAGAACUAACAUCAUGGAGAUGCUCAGCUCCAAGGAACAGUUCCCCAUCACAGUAGCUUGGUCUAUCCAACGGAACCUGACUCUGGGAGCGAAGGCUGAGUUUGCGACUGGGAAGAAAGUGACGUUCCUGGAUGAUGCAACCAAACUGGAGCUGAGCCUACUGCUCAACGGGACCAGACGAGACAGAGUGUGAGUGGUGAUAAAACAUAUCUUCCCGCGGUACCUCCGAGCCCCUAGUGACUCCGAGGCCAAGCCCAUAGAACAACUGUAUAAAGAGAAGGUGUACAUGAGCAUCACUUUGGCGUUGGAGCGUUCCCAUAACGACUCGGCGGAAGUCCAGGAGUGGUGGAUCGUGAACCAGACUAGUCCGGGACAGAUCAACGUUCGUAGGCCCAAGCACCUGUACGACGCUGGGCUGGAGCUCUAUGUCUUCAGCGACCAGGUCAGCCCUCCUAGUCUGGGCUUCCUGGCUGGAUACGGGAUCAUGGGUCUUUAUGCCUCCGUGGUGCUCGUCAUCGGUAAGUUUGUCCGUGAGUUCUUCAGCGGUGUCUCCCACACCAUCAUGUUCGAGGAGCUGCCCAACGUGGAUCGCAUCCUGAAGCUGUGCACCGACAUCUUCCUGGUCCGAGAGACGGGAGAGCUGGACCUGGAGGAAGACAUGUACGCUAAACUCAUCUUCCUCUAUCGCUCGCCUGAGACUAUUAUCAAAUGGACCAGGGAAAAGACUCAGUGAGCCUGAGACUAUUAUCAAAUGGACCAGGGAAAAGACUCAGUGAGCCUGAGACUAUGAUCAAAAUGGACCAGGGAAAAGACUCAGUGAGCCUGAGACUAUUAUCAAAUGGACCAGGGAAAAGACUCAGUGAGCCUGAGACUAUGAUCAAAAUGGACCAGGGAAAAGACUCAGUGAGCCUGAGACUAUGAUCAAAAUGGACCAGGGAAAAGACUCAGUGAGCCUGAGACUAUUAUCAAAUGGACCAGGGAAAAGACUCAGUGAGCCUGAGACUAUGAUCAAAUGGACCAGGGAAAAGACUCAGUGAGCCUGAGACUAUGAUCAAAAUGGACCAGGGAAAAGACUCAGUGAGCCUGAGACUAUGAUCAAAUGGACCAGGGAAAAGACUCAGUGAGCCUGAGACUAUGAUCAAAAUGGACCAGGGAAAAGACUCAGUGAGCCUGAGACUAUGAUCAGAUGGACCAGGGAAAAGACUCAGUGAGCCUGAGACUAUUAUCAAAUGGACCAGGGAAAAGACUCAGUGAGCCUGAGACUAUGAUCAAAUGGACCAGGGAAAAGACUCAGUGAGCCUGAGACUAUGAUCAAAAUGGACCAGGGAAAAGACUCAGUGAGCCUGAGACUAUUAUCAAAUGGACCAGGGAAAAGACUCAGUGAGCCUGAGACUAUGAUCAAAAUGGACCAGGGAAAAGACUCAGUGAGCCUGAGACUAUGAUCAAAUGGACCAGGGAAAGACUCAGUGAGCCUGAGACUAUGAUCAAAAUGGACCAGGGAAAAGACUCAGUGAGCCUGAGACUAUGAUCAAAUGGACCAGGGAAAAGACUCAGUGAGCCUGAGACUAUGAUCAAAAUGGACCAGGGAAAAGACUCAGUGAGCCUGAGACUAUGAUCAGAUGGACCAGGGAAAAGACUCAGUGAGCCUGAGACUAUUAUCAAAUGGACCAGGGAAAAGACUCAGUGAGCCUGAGACUAUGAUCAAAUGGACCAGGGAAAAGACUGUGAGCCUGAGACUAUGAUCAAAAUGGACCAGGGAAAAGACUCAGUGAGCCUGAGACUAUGAUCAAAUGGACCAGGGAAAAGACUCAGUGAGCCUGAGACUAUUAUCAGAUGGACCAGGGAAAAGACUCAGUGAGCUUGGCUGUAAAAGGGUAGUUAUCCACUUUAACAGUGUUUCUCAACCUCUGACUAGUCGGUGAAUACUUGGACCAGUCUCUGGGACGUUGAUGUUACCGACUGACUUGAGAACUCUUCUUAAGUGUCAUUGAUUUUUUUAUGUAAGGAAGGAAGGAAGGACCAAAGCUUGCCGGUUCCUGUUGAGAAACACCGACCUUAGAACACAAUUGCUUAAAUAACGUGACCGAGGCGUCAGGAAACAAUGAAAGUUGGGACAAAGAACGGGGUCUUCACUGAGAGGAGAUGUGGUAUGCGAUUCAAGUACUGGCGUGACUAUUCUACUUUAGACCAAUGAUGUGUCAAAUACUACAAGUAUCGUUCCUCGUUGUCUUUUCUUGACAGCAGUGUGGAUUAAAAAGGGCUUCCCACCAAUGGAUGAUGACCAUGACGAGGAACUUACACAGGAUUGGUCUGUUUAGAUUGCCAACCUUUUCCUGAUUGGAGCUCCUGGUUCAUGGGAUUGUGCAAUAUUAUAGAGCUCUUCUUCAUGUCCUCCGAGACGACCAUUUUGAAGGAUGUUGUCAUUGCUACAUACGAGACGACCAUUUUGACUAUGAUCGCAGGCGACUACGCCAUCUUGUUCAUGUCUAAAACAGAGAGCUACUUCUAAAGACGCUAACGACAAUCUAUACUUGCAUUAUUUUUUGUUUGUUUGUAUGAGAAACUAAACUUGUGUUAAUGAUUUCUCAGGAAAAGACAGGAGUUGUUGUUUCACCAAAAAAGGGUUAACUUUUACUCAAUGUAAUGUUUAGAGUAUAGAAACUUUAAUAUGUUGUUUUGGUAGCUAAUAGACGGUUGAAUUGAUUUACCUACUUAAAGGUCAUAAAAAGAUGAGAAGAUAUAAAAACAAAAACUGUGAUAGAAUCAAGAUUGAUGUUGGUCUAUUUCCUGUUGGUCUAUUUCCUGUUGGUCUAUUUCCUGUUGGUCUAUUUCCUGUUGGUCUAUUUCCUAGUUGGUCUAUUUCCUGUUGGUCUAUUUCCUAGUUGGUCUAUUUCCUGUUGGUCUAUUUCCUGUUGGUCUAUUUCCUAGUUGGUCUAUUUCCUGUUGGUCUAUUUCCUAGUUGGUCUAUUUCCUGUUGGUCUAUUUCCUAGUUGGUCUAUUUCCUGUUGGUCUAUUUCCUGUUGGUUUAUUUCCUAGUUGGUCUAUUUCCUGUUGGUUUAUUUCCUGUUGGUCUAUUUCCUGUUGGUUUAUUUCCUAGUUGGUCUAUUUCCUGUUGGUUUAUUUCCUGUUGGUCUAUUUCCUAGUUGGUCUAUUUCCUAGUUGGUCUAUUUCCUGUUGGUUUAUUUCCUGUUGGUCUUUUUCCUGUUGGUCUAUUUCCUAGUUGGUCUAUUUCCUGUUGGUCUAUUUCCUAGUUGGACUAUUUCCUGUUGGUUUAUUUCCUGUUGGUCUAUUUCCUAGUUGGUCUAUUUCCUGUUGGUCUAUUUCCUAGUUGGACUAUUUCCUGUUUGUCUAUUUCCUAGUUGGUCUAUUUCCUGUUGGUCUAUUUCCUAGUUGGUCUAUUUCCUAGUUGGUCUAUUUCCUGUUGGUCUAUUUCCUAGUUGGUCUAUUUCCUGUUGGUCUAUUUCCUGUUGGUCUAUUUCCUGUUGGUCUAUUUCCUAGUUGGUCUAUUUCCUGUUGGUCUAUUUCCUGCAUAUUAGCCAAGGGGGGAACCACUCCAGACGGUCUGUAAAUAAUUGAGAAGAAGAACCUGUCUUUAUCCAAAUUGGAACCCGAUUCCAGUAUGUUUUUAUCAAGGCCCAUAUAAGGAUCUGGUCAAAAGUAGUUCAUUACAUAUUAACGCAUCUUUUGACCAAUGGGUACAAUAAUAUGUUAAUUGUGUAGAUGCUCCUCUAAGAAAACCAAUGGUCCAAACCUCAUGGUAUUUUUACCCUUGUAGGAUGGCCAGAAUUAGGGUGACUAAAUCAAUGGAGGCCAGAGAGAAAAAGUGGUCAAAAAUCAGGAAAAUUACACUGCAUGGUGUCAGCGAGGCUAGAUUCUGUGAAAGGAUGAAGUUUAACUGACAGGCUCACUGUUGAACUCCUCAUCUUUCUUCUAGACUCCACCGGACAUAAAACAACAUAAAAGUAAGAAAGAUAUCGAUUUUGACAUGUACUAUUUUCAUAUUUUAGCAUAUGCUUUUCAUAUUAAUGCGAACUUCCUGUGAAAGGUCAACAGAGUACAGAGCGUACCGCUCAUGUCAUGGUCAUUUAGCUUUUUUUUUUUGCGUCCCGCGGAAACAACUUUGAAGUCGACCAUCACAACAUUGUAAAAUCCCCCAAAGUUGCUGCGCGAAAGCUGCACCACUGUCAACAGAGCUUGUUGCUUAUUAUCGGAUGUAUUAUAGGUUGCAAAAUCCAACUUGUUGGAUUUACUGUUAAUGAAAUGUUAGAGAAAGAACUCCACUGAACGAUUCUUUGUAAAAAUGUACUUCAUAACAUAAGGAAGUGAAAUUUCAUACCCCAAAGCGCGUUUUCACCCACUCAGGGCAGAGUUGCUGCAAUUGGGCCGGGACGAAGCCCUCAGAUCUUCUCCUAAUUGAGUCCUGGCACCUCUUAUAGAAAAUUGUCUUCAAAGUAUUGCAGAGUACCGGCACCUAUAUAUAUAAAGAGUUACCGGCACCUAAAAAUGAGUACUGACAUGUAUUGCAAUCCAUUUCAAGCGCUGAAUACAGGCUCUGUUCAGGAUACAGCUGCUAUUAGAUCAUGUUAUUAUACUGUUCUCUCUGGCUCCAAGGACACAUUUAGAGAGGAGAUGGGCUUCUCCUCAGACACACAGUUUAUCUGCUACAGUUUGACCCAAGCCCAGGGCAGUGGGGUGUAUUUUGAAUCAAGAGUAUAUACCGUAUCAUGAAGCUACUCGAUUGUCUGGAGCGUUCUCAUGGACACUGUUGCUGGACUCAUCCAUUGUUCAACUUCGUCCACCGAUUUGUAGAACUCUGACCUCGUGUACAGAAUGACUUCCGUAUGACUUCAAUAGGAAGUAUUACUUGAGUUUCAUCAACAUUCUUUGGCCUUUCUAGGGAGUUUUUCCUAGCCACCGUGCUUCUACACCUGCAUUGCUUGCUGUUUGGGGUUUUAGGCUGGGUUUCUGUACAGCACUUCGAGAUAUUAGCUGAUGUACGAAGGGCUAUAUAAAAUAAACUUGAUUGAUUGAUUGAUUCUAAGAUAAGAAAUGGAGAAAAUAGCCAUUCAUACGAAACACAAACACGCAUUGGUUUUGUUUGGACCUUUGGUUUUCCGAGCUAUGCAUCAGAGGACAUUGUAGCAUGAAAGAAAACGUCCAGUAUUGUCAUGAGUAAUU